GGACAUUAGACACUUUGUCAAAAACUUUGACUUCCGGUAUGCAGUCCCACAUGGAAAACGCAUGGAUCCAGAGAUUUGACUUGAAGACUGUGCCUAUCACCGGUGCUUGAAAAGAUUAAUGAUGUUUCAAGCAAACAAACAGAAGGAAAUAAAAGAAAUUGUUCUAUGCACUGGUAAUAAAAGCAAAUUAAAAGAAUUUAUGCAAAUACUGGGAGAGGAUUUUCCUUACAAGAUAACCAAUGCAGAUAUUGAUUUGCCAGAAUUUCAAGGAGAGCCAGAGGAAGUUGCAAGGGAGAAGUGUAAGCUGGCUGCAGAACAGCUCAAGUGUCCGGUGGUGACAGAUGACACCAGUCUCUGUUUCAAUGCUUUGGGUGGUCUCCCAGGUCCUUACAUUAAGUGGUUCCUCAAGAAACUAAAACCAGAAGGUCUACAUAAAAUUUUACAUGGUUUUGAGGAUAAAUCAGCAACAGCCAUGUGUAUUUUAGCCUACAGCUCAGGUGAAAAAGACUCUGAAGUGAAAUUAUUUUGUGGAAAAGCACCAGGAAAAAUUGUUAAACCCAGGGGAUUGAAUGAUUUUGGAUGGGAAGCUUGGGAUCGUUGCUUCCAGCCGGAGGGGUUCACACAAACUUAUGCUGAGAUGCCGGAAGAAACAACGAACGCCAUUUCUCACAGAUUUAGGGCUGUUAAAAUCUUUAAGAAACAUUUUCAAGAUGGAAGCUAAUAAAGAAAUAGAAGCAG
Saccostrea cuccullata (small rock oyster) is the source of this 738-nucleotide messenger RNA. RefSeq names its product inosine triphosphate pyrophosphatase-like. The coding region runs from base 119 to 721 and encodes 200 amino acids. Gene Ontology annotation, biological process: nucleoside triphosphate catabolic process. The transcript has 4 exons. Gene Ontology annotation, molecular function: nucleoside triphosphate diphosphatase activity. Lineage: Eukaryota; Metazoa; Mollusca; Bivalvia; Ostreida; Ostreidae. The record is from RefSeq and is a predicted model, not a curated record. Gene Ontology annotation, cellular component: cytoplasm.